AGUCUGCUUGCCUAGUAACCAGAGCCCAGAGCCCAGCGCACAGCGUGACACUCCGCAGUCCGCAUCGCCUCAGCUCGCUGACUACAGACCCGGGAACCCCGACCGCAGCCAUGAGGAAAAAGUGUAUCUGUGAGAUCUGCACCUGCGGGCGCCACCGAUGCCCACAUAUUCCUACAAAGAUUUUUGACAAAUCUGGACAACCUUGUGUACUGACUGAAUAUGUGGAGAAAUACCCUCAGUAUGAUAAUGUACAACCACCAAAUAGCAUGAAACCAAGGCAUGAGUACCAAGGAAACCGUGGAAAAAUGGAAGGAGUAACAACAUUUAAAUCAGAUUAUAUCCCAUAUGAUGUAACAAACCGCCCCGUACGUCCUCAUCAAGAAUAUGAACCAAAGCCAGGACAUAUUGAACUUGGGACAACCUAUAACCGAGAUUUUAAUGCUCAUAAAAUAGAACCAGUGGGACCUGCACGUCCGGUAGAAAACAGAAAAAUUUACGUGGGAAAGUUUGACACAAACCCUACUUAUAAAGAUGACUACAGAGCAUGGGAUAUCAGUAAAAGAGAACUUGCUAAACAGGAACAUACUUACCAACCUCCUACUGUUAAAUUUGGAAAUUCAACUACAUUCCAAGAUGACUUUUUUCUAAAGGAAAUAAUGCCAAGAGAAAGUUUUAAGCCUGGUGUAGCAAAACGCAAUAGCAUGCCUUUUGAUGGUACCACAAACCAUCGUACUUCUUUUGUUCCUCAUGAAAUUGAGCCAAGGCAUCAAAGACCGAAACAAGAAUAUAAACCCAGUAGUCAACCAUUUGAUGAUCUUACCACUCAUCGCAUCAAUUUCAAGGGCACACUUGGAGAAGUAACAAAAAGCUGCAGACCUGAUUAUAGUAAAGUUGGUAGCAAUGCUCGAUUUCAAGGCAGCACUGAAUUCCGUGAUAGUUUUCAGCCUUGGUCAGUAGCUCCAACUCAAGUUCAGAAAUCUUAUGAAUAUGUUCCACCUACUACGCACAUGGAGGUGGACACUACAUCUCAUCUGGCUUAUGUGCCACACCACCUCAGCUAUGUAGCCCCAAUGCGCCCAGUCUCCCAUGGAAGAAGGAGCAACGUUCCCUUUAAGGGAAGUUCUACAAUGAAAGAAGAUUUUCAACCUUGGGAAAGUAAGCGUCAAGAGAUGAUCAAGCGGGAUCAUGAAAUUCCAAAGGCUGUAGGAAAAUUUGAUGACCUGACAACUUUUAAAUCGCAUUACCUACCCCAUGAGUUACAUCCUACUCAGAGUUUCAAGCCUACAAAUGCAGCUCUGCACAGUUCUGCUCCAUUCCAAAGUGGCACCAUGUAUCGUUCUGAUUAUACAUCCAAGAAAAAUGAAGUCUGCCCUGCAAAUUACAAAUCUCCCCCAGGUUAUGCCUUUGAAAGCAUUGAUGGCCGAGGCCACAAGAUGUUCAGAAAAAUCCUUACUCCUGAAGUGAAUUCAUUUUUGCACAGAAAUGAAGACAACCUUGCUAGAGCUAUUGCAGUUAUCUCUUAAUUCAGAACAAAACUUAGCUUUUAAUUUACUAAAAAAUUCUUUAUGAUCUUACUUGGUAUUUGUGUGUUUUCUUAAAAAAUCCAACCUAAUGGUAAAAUUAACAAUAAUAUAUAAUUUUUUUACUGCAUGUUUGAAGUAAACACAGACUUGCUGAGCGAAUCAUUAACAUAGACCAAUUAUAUAAUUUUGCUAGAGGUCACCAAAAGAAUAAAAUUGUAAAUUAUAGGUGAGCGUAGAGUGACUACAGAUACUGAAAGGAUUAGUUCACUUUAAAAAAAAAAUGAAGAAGGUGAACUAACACCAUGCACCCUCCCCAUUCGUGCAGCUACCUCUCUACUUACCCCUGUGGGUGAUGAGUUUUCCAUGCCCGUGCAGCUGGUGCAGUGGUCCAGGAGAUGUGAAAUCCCUACUCUACUAGCUCUUCUUUCUGCAGGGCUUCUGGGACUAUUUAGUGAUGCUGAUCGGUCAGUGCCGACACAAAGCAUCACUAAUCUGUCCCAGAAAAUCUGCAGAAAGAAGAGGGAGAAGAUUAGGAAUUUCAAAUCUUCAGGCCUCUGCAAUGGCUGUGUGGCCACUGGCAACUCAUCAUCCAUGGAGGUAACUACAGUGGGGAACGAGAAAAGAGGGGGUGAAUGGUGUUAAUGAGAAAUUCUCAUUUGAAUAACAUGCAUACUGUGUGCCAAAUGUCAAUUUAAAGGACCUAUGACGCCAGGCUUUCUGCUUCUGUCGAGGGCAAUAGUUUGAGACACUUCUGAGCAAUGCUGUAUUCUGGCCUUGGCCAAUAAGUCCCAAGCCUAAGGCAGCCCUUUGCAGGUGGGCAGCACGGAAAGAGUUCCCGCCGGCUUGACUACUUCUAGCCGUGAAGAAAACAAAACUAGGGCACCGCAUUGCUUUGUGGGUGAAAAAUUGAGCACUGAACCGAAUGCUAUUUUACUUUAUUCCUUUGCUGAUCUCCAUUAAAAAAAACAAAA
Rana temporaria (common frog) is the source of this 2494-nucleotide messenger RNA. RefSeq names its product stabilizer of axonemal microtubules 2 (gene SAXO2). Gene Ontology annotation, molecular function: microtubule binding. NCBI's taxonomy places the organism in Eukaryota, Metazoa, Chordata, Amphibia, Anura, Ranidae. The record is from RefSeq and is a predicted model, not a curated record. The transcript has 4 exons. Gene Ontology annotation, biological process: microtubule anchoring. Bases 111 to 1523 code for a protein of 470 amino acids. Gene Ontology annotation, cellular component: ciliary basal body; axonemal microtubule; cytoskeleton.